AUGGACAGAGAAAUCAAGUAUAGAGGUGUGAGGAAGCGGCCGUGGGGGAAGUAUGCCGCCGAGAUACGAGACUCCGGCAGGCAAGGCGCGAGAGUGUGGCUGGGGACGUUCAAUACCGCGGAGAAAGCUGCCAGAGCCUAUGACCGCGCCGCCUACUCCAUGAGAGGUCACAAGGCGAUCCUCAAUUUCCCACAAGAGUAUAACUUGCCAAGCAGCUCCUCGCAUUUUGCCUCCUCGUUGGAUAACGGGAGACAAGUUUUCGAGUUCGAGUACUACGAUGACAAGUUGUUGGAGGAACUUCUUGAUCAAAAUCACCAAUCUGAGAAUAAGUAG
Messenger RNA from Salvia splendens (bonfire salvia), 333 nucleotides. Its product is annotated as ethylene-responsive transcription factor ERF095. The transcript has a single exon. NCBI's taxonomy places the organism in Eukaryota, Viridiplantae, Streptophyta, Magnoliopsida, Lamiales, Lamiaceae. Gene Ontology annotation, biological process: ethylene-activated signaling pathway; regulation of DNA-templated transcription. Bases 1 to 333 code for a protein of 110 amino acids. Gene Ontology annotation, molecular function: DNA-binding transcription factor activity; DNA binding. The record is from RefSeq and is a predicted model, not a curated record.